Molecule: messenger RNA, 1004 nt
Organism: Cololabis saira (Pacific saury)
Lineage: Eukaryota; Metazoa; Chordata; Actinopteri; Beloniformes; Belonidae
Product: trypsin
Exons: 5
Coding region: 2-775 (257 amino acids)
Biological process (GO): proteolysis
Molecular function (GO): serine-type endopeptidase activity
Source: RefSeq, a predicted model, not a curated record
UAUGACUCUGCAGCAAAUGUGCACAACGCUGUUCCUCUUAUUCUAUUUCUCGUGUUCAGUGACACUUGCAGGUAGGAUCAUUGGGGGUCAGGAGGUAGAGCCGUAUUCGAUCAAAUAUCAGGCCUCCCUGCAAACUGAGAACGGGGAGCACUACUGUGGAGGAACCCUGGUGCACCGGCAGUGGGUGGUGUCUGCCGCCCACUGCUGGAGACCGAGCCAUUUGCUGAGGGUGGUGUUGAGUGAGCACAGCCUGACCAAAACAGAGGGAUUUGAACAGAGCUUCAACGUGUCAAAGAUAUAUCUCCAUAACUACAACUACAAGACAUUCAACAAUGACAUCAUGCUUAUUAAGCUAAGUCAGCCGGCGCAGCUGAACGCCAACGUCCAGCCGGUGAAGCUGCCCGAUGAAAACACCUCUCCAGUGAGGGGGGGUGUCUGCACGGUGAGCGGCUGGGGUGUGACACAGAUUUAUAGUUACACUCUCUCCCCCGAGCUGCGGGCCGUGGACGUGAGGGAGAUGUCGUACUGCAGCUGGUACUACUGGGGCAGGAUCACCGAAAACAUGAUGUGUGCUGGAUCUCCAUACGGUGGAAAAGAUUCUUGUCAGGGCGACUCUGGCGGCCCCCUCGUCUGCAGCGGCUACUUUGAGGGCAUCGUGUCCUGGGGUAUCAGCUGUGCAAAUCCCUACUACCCCGGUGUCUACACCAAAGUGAGGCGCUACGUUGACUGGAUCAACUGGAUCAUUAACAAGGAUUCAAAUCAAUUUUAUUAUUGAUUAUCUAAUAUCUAAUACAACAAAAGUUGUCUCUAGGUGCUUUCCAGAGACCCAGAACAUGAUUCACCAUAAAUGUUGGACAACAAUUUUAAUUUACAUCAAAAACAGCUAAUUCAAUGUUUUACCCUUGUAUACGCUGUAGUAUUCAGUAUAACUGUAGCUAUUUAGUUUACCGGUAGUUGUAAUUUAUAACAUUAGUAUUUAGUCAUUUCUGAAUACAAAACAAAAA